GAUUAUAAGUCUGUGUCCGUCAAUGACUCUCCAAAAAAAAUCAAUCAACCAAACAAAUAAACAAAUCGCCAAAUCAAAUCUCAUCGUCACCGAUUUUCCAAACUCGCAAGAACGAACAAUCACCCGAUUCAUCAUCCUCAUCGUUCCCAUGGUGUAUAACAAUAUCACAGUAGUUUGAACAAGGAUUUUGAAACUUAAGAAAUUUUGUUGUUAAUGGCUUAAACCUAAAAAAAGAGGGUUAAGGUUGUGUGUACUAUGGAGCUUGAUUUGAAUCAGGAGCCUUUGGAUCGAAGUAGUAGUUCAGUAGUUGAAUUUGAUUCUGUAUUGGACGAACUCGAAGCUGCCGAGGGAAAUAUUCGGAACCGAAUAAGACACCUUGAAGAGAUUACUUCGAGAGCGAGGCAGAGUCGGAGGUUGCCGCGGAUGAUGAUGAAUUCGCCGAUUCGGAUAACUAAUUUUACGGGAGAAGCGAUGACUGAUGAUGAUGUUCGAGGUGAAGAAGAAAGGGAGGAGCAGAAUGAUGUUGAAAAAUGUGGAAAAAGAAAGAGUGCUCAUUUAGUAGCGAAAGCGUUGGGGGUGGAAGAGAUUGAUGAUGGUAAAGUGGAGGAGAGUAGUGAGAGUUUUUAUGAUUGUAAUAUAUGCUUGGAUGUUGCGAGAGAUCCUGUUUUGACGUGUUGUGGGCAUUUGUUUUGUUGGCCGUGUUUCUAUCAGUUAUCGUAUGUUUAUUCGAAAGCGAAGGAAUGUCCUGUUUGUAAAGGAGAGGUUACUGAAUCGGGUAUUAUUCCGAUUUAUGGGAAAGGUAGUGUUGGUGGUGAUUGUCAAAUGGAAAUGAAAGAAGCUGGUUUGAGAGUUCCUCCUCGACCUAAGGCUCCUAGAAUUGAGAGUAUUAGACAGAAGUUGAUAACCCGAGGUGCAUCUUCUUCUUCUAUUGUCCAAAGCAUUCGGCGGUUUCAUAACCGAAUUGGUGGAUUUGGAGAACAGGCUCAGUUAGAAAGCCCUAAUACCAGAGGUGAUAGAAAUAAUGGUACGCUCGUUCGUUCUCGCACGCAGACUGAUAUUAAUCAACACGCAGGCACUCAUCAAGUUUCAAGGAUGCUAGAACAAGGAGCUUCUUCAUUUUCAUCGCUUUCAUCAGCGAUAAAUUCUGCAAUGGAUUCUGCAGAAAGAUUAGUUCAGGACCUUGAAUCUUAUAUCCACGGCCACAAUAUAGGAGGAAGCAGAGAGUUAAACCAUCUUGCUGAAAAUAGAAGUUCAAUGUUUAGUUUCGCUGCUACAAACCGCUCGGAGAGUCGUGCUCAAGAUGUUGUUGAUGUGGCCAAUUCUGCUGCUGCAGCAGCUAGGAAUGUUGACAAUAUUGCUGCUAGUGGUUCAGAAAUUCAGACAACUGAUAAAGACAUAUAUAUUAGUCCGUUAGACCCUUCUUCGUCAAACAGUAGAAGAAGAAACGGUGCUUCAAGACAAGUUUCAAAUGAACCCAGCAGAAGAAGAAGAUUGAGAUGAUCAUCUUUUAUGUAAGGGGUAACGCAUUAUAUUUAUCAUAGGUUCCUCGUUUUGUUGCAUGCAUACUACAAUUUGUUUGUCAUACACAAUUUUCAUUCACAGUCUAAAACAAAUUUGUUAUGUUAUUUAUGUAUAUAUAGCGCAUUUUAUUUAACAGAUGUAAGGAUAUUUGUCUGUUUGGUUUGGAUGAUUUGAGCCUAUUUGUCUGUUAUGGAAACAAUUUAUGUCA
Messenger RNA from Lathyrus oleraceus (garden pea), 1729 nucleotides. RefSeq lists its product as uncharacterized. The coding region runs from base 256 to 1500 and encodes 414 amino acids. Gene Ontology annotation, molecular function: ubiquitin protein ligase activity. The transcript is spliced from 3 exons. Gene Ontology annotation, cellular component: endoplasmic reticulum. Gene Ontology annotation, biological process: ubiquitin-dependent protein catabolic process. The record is from RefSeq and is a predicted model, not a curated record. Lineage: Eukaryota; Viridiplantae; Streptophyta; Magnoliopsida; Fabales; Fabaceae.